Molecule: messenger RNA, 3732 nt
Organism: Doryrhamphus excisus (bluestripe pipefish)
Lineage: Eukaryota; Metazoa; Chordata; Actinopteri; Syngnathiformes; Syngnathidae
Gene: ndrg4
Product: NDRG family member 4
Source: RefSeq, a predicted model, not a curated record
CUCUCUCUCCCUCUCCCUCUCUUUUUCUCUCUCGCUAUGUGUUGAUUACACAGACACACACACCCUGACUGGCAGAUACAGUCGACACGACCACCAUCCCAGACUCCGGCCAGAAGAGAGCGCCCGAAAACAUCACAGGUGAUGGCGGGGAUGAAGGAGCAGCACUUCCCAGAGGAAAAGCCGUUGCUGCCGGAGCACCGAGGAACCCGUGUAGAUGUGGAGAAAGGAGAGGCGGGGGAACAGGCCUGCCCCCCCAGCCCCGAGGCCUCGAACAGCGCCCCGCCCCACAGCCGUCCCACCCACCGCUGGCACGUCAUUGCACGCCAUUGGCUCCGCCAGACCCGCCGUCGGACCGGCGGGGUCCUUGCAGACUGCGAUGACCAGCUGAUGCCAGCAGGCGACUGGAAGGAACACGAUGUGGAGACCCCUUUCGGGAUGCUGCAUGUGGUGAUCCGCGGGGCGCCCAAAAGGAACAAGCCCGCCAUCCUCACCUAUCACGAUGUGGGACUCAACCACAAGCUGUGCUUCAACACCUUCUUCAGCAAUGAGGACAUGCAGGAGAUCACCAAGCACUUUGUUGUUUGCCACGUGGACGCCCCAGGACAGCAGAUCGGAGCGUCGCAGUUGCCACAAGGGUACCAGUACCAGAGCAUGGAGCAGCUGGCCGGCAUGUUGCCCACUGUGGUGCAGCACUUUGGAUUCAAGAGCAUCGUGGGGAUCGGCGUUGGAGCAGGAUCCUACGUCCUGGCCAAGUUUGCUCUGAUCUUCCCUGAGCUUGUGGAGGGUUUGGUCUUGGUCAACAUCGACCCCAACGGGAAAGGAUGGAUUGACUGGGCCGCAUCUAAGCUGUCAGGACUGACCAGCACCCUGCCCGAUACUGUGCUGCCCCACCUUUUCAGUCAGGAGGAGCUGAUGAACAACACGGAGCUGGUGCAGAGCUAUCGGCAGCAGAUCAACAACAACAUCAACCAGUUCAACCUGCAGCUUUUUUGGAACAUGUACAACAGCCGGAGGGACUUGGAAAUGAGCCGCAGUGGAACUGUACUCAAUGCCAAAACCCUGAAAUGUCCCGUUAUGCUAGUGGUGGGAGACAACGCCCCCGCAGAGGACGGCGUGGUGGACUGCAACUCCAAACUGGACCCAACCAACACCACGUUCCUGAAGAUGGCUGACUCUGGUGGACUUCCCCAGCUGACCCAGCCUGGGAAGCUCACUGAAGCGUUCAAGUAUUUCCUUCAGGGUAUGGGCUACAUCGCUUAUGUGAAGGAUCGGAGGUUGAGUGGAGGGCCAGUGCCCUCCGCCAGCAUGACCCGCUUGGCUCGCUCCAGGACCGCCUCCCUGACUAGCGCCAGCUCCGCAGAAGGAUCACGCUCUCGGGCCUGCGUCCACUCCGACAGCACGGAGGGAGUCGCCACUGCCGCCGCCACUGCCGCCGCCCACACCACGGAAGUGUCCUGCUGAGGCAAGGAAUCCAAAAUGGGUGACCUUAAAGAAAUCACUUUGAGGUGUGACGGGGGAGAAGACAGUUGUGGUUGUUUUUCUGUACUAAGUCCUCCAUGGUGUACUGUACUAUAUCGUUUACCGCCACUUCCAUUUUUACUCUUGACUAGCUCAUGUUUGUGUUGCUAACUGUCUCCUUAUUGGGUGGCCCCUCCCCCGAACCUCCCGUAUUUAAGCUUCUUUUGGUCAAUCAACCGGACUCUGGGUCAGACCGAACACCGCCUGAGAGGCGGGUCUCGAACUGAGUGUCCAAUAAACGCGAACCGUACAGACAUAGCAAAAACACCACAUACCAGCGACGGUUAGCAUAGUAGUUUCCCAUCAAUCCGUCUUUCAUCCAUCCAUCUUCUACCGCUUAUCCGAGGUGGGGUCGUGGGGGCGACAGCCUAAGCAGGGAAACCCUGACUUCGGAUCCCGAGGUGUUCCCAGGCCAGUUGAGAGACAUCGUCUAUCCACAUGUCUUGUGUCUUCCUGAGGCCUCCUACUGCUCAGAUGUGCCCUGACCAGGACUCGUUCCCUAGGGACAUGUCCGGGAGGGAUCCCCACCAGAUGGUCUGGAUCAGGUACCUGACCACCAGUGUGAAGGCAACCUGAAAGGCACGGCAGGAAGAUACUAAACAUUGCUGUAGGCGGGGUUAGGGAUAUUAACUCCCAUGACGCUCUCCAGAGUUAGGGAUACUAACUCCUGACUCUCCCCCGGGUUGGGGUUAGGGAUACUACCUCCUGACUCUCUCCAAGGUUACGGAUACUAACUCCAGACUCUCUCCAUGGUUAGAGUUAGGGAUAGGAAUUCUCCUGACUCUCUCCAGGGCUAGGGAUAAUAACUCCCCUGACUUUCUCCAGGGUUUAGGGAUACUAACUCUCCUGACUCUCUCCAGGGGUUAGGAUACUAACUCCCCUGACUUUCUCCAGGGUUUAGGGAUACUAACUCUCCUGACUCUCUCCAGGGGUUAGGAUACUAACUCUCCUGACUCUCUUCAGGGUUAGGGCUACAAAUUCUCCUGACUCUCUCCAGGGUUAGGAAUACUAACUCCUGACUCUCUCCAGGGUUACGGAUACUAACUCCUGACUCUCUCCAGGGCUAGGGAUACUAACUCCCCUGACUUUCUCCAGGGUUUAGGGAUACUAACUCUCCUGACUCUCUUCAAGGUUUGGGCUACAAAUUCUCCUGACUCUCUCCAAGGUUAGGGAUACUACCUCCUGACUCUCUCUGGGGCUAGGGAUAAUAACUCCCCUGACUUUCUCCAGGGUUAGGAAUACUAAUUCUCCUGACUCUCUCCAGGGUUACGGAUACUAACUCCUGACACUCUCCAGGGUUAUGGAUACUAACUCCUGACUCUCUCCAGGGUUAGAGUUAGGGAUACAAAUUCUCCUGACUUUUUCUAGGGUUAGGGAUACUAACUCCUGACUCUCUCCAGGGUUACGUAUACUAACUCCUGACUCUCUCCAUGGUUAGAGUUAGGGAUACUAACUCUCCUGACUCUCUCCAGGGUUAGGGAUACUAACUCUCCUGACUUUCUCCUGGGUUAGGGAUACUACCUCCUGACUCUCUCCGGGGUUAGGGAUAAUAACUCCCCUGACUUUCUCCUGGGUUAGGGAUACUAACUCUCCUGACUUUCUCCUGCAAGGACUAGAACAGCAGGAGACAUUUGCUGGAUUUGCUAGCUUGUUAGCUUGCUUGACAAUCAUGGACUAUUUCUCUUCUUUCAAGCGGAAGCAUUUUCUAAAUGAUACAGUACACUAAUCCCUAGCCACUUCCUGUUUAUCACCCCUUUUCAAAAUAAAUUCAGCCAUAAAUCACGAUCUUUCCUAGUUGGAAAGAUAUGUUGAAGCACACACACGAGAAGGGGUUUUAUCAGUGUAAAUGUGGCUAUAGGGGUGUUAGUUUAUGUAUGGAGGGCUCUAAUGUUAAAAAUGUAUUUAGAAGGUGGUUUUCCCAUUUUGCCAUAAUAUUAUUAUCCCACAAUAUUUAGAAUUUAUUCCCAUAAUAUUGUGACUUUAUUGCCACAAUAUUAUGACUUUAUUGCCAUAAUAUUGUGGCAAUAAAGUCACGAUAUUAUGGCCAUAAUAUUGUGACUUUAUUGAUACAAUAUUGACUUUAUUGCCAUAAUAUUAUGGCAAUAAUAUUGUGACUUUAUUGCCAUAAUAUCGUGACUUUAUAUUAAUAUUAUUGCCAUAAUAUUUGCCACAAUAUUAUUGUGACUUUAUUGCCAUAAUAUCGUGACUUUAUUG